AUGUUAGGCUUCCAAUUUCAGGGGAAAGAUGAAACCACAAGAGCAGUUGAACUGAAGCAGAGACUGAAGAAGGAGAUGAUCCUUAUUAUCUUAGAUGACAUUUGGAAGGAAGUUGAUUUGGAGAAAGUUGGAAUUCCUUCUAAAGAUGAUCAGAAAAAAUGCAAAAUAGUGUUGGCUUCUAGAAAUGAAGCCGUAUUACGCAAAGACAUGGGCGCACAAGAAUGUUUUCCAAUUCAACAUCUAUCACAAGAAGAAGCUUGGCAUUUAUUUAAGAAGACAGCAGGUGAUUCCGUGGAGAAUAAUCUUGAAUUGCAACCCACAGCAAGGGAGGUAGUUAAAGAAUGCGAGGGUCUUCUACCAGUUGCAAUUGUAACAAUUGCAAAGGCAUUAAAAGAUGAAAGCCUGGCUGUAUGGAAGAAUGCCUUGGAAGAACUCAGGAGUUCUGCACCAACAAACAUCAGAGAAGUGGAGGAAAAAGUAUACUGCUAA
This is a messenger RNA of Vitis riparia (riverbank grape), 489 nucleotides long. RefSeq names its product probable disease resistance protein At1g52660. The transcript has a single exon. The record is from RefSeq and is a predicted model, not a curated record. Gene Ontology annotation, molecular function: ADP binding. Bases 1 to 489 code for a protein of 162 amino acids. Lineage: Eukaryota; Viridiplantae; Streptophyta; Magnoliopsida; Vitales; Vitaceae.